UCUGGCCUCUUGAGGCAAAUGACUCAGGACAUCUGGAUUGUGCUCCAGCGAGCCCAACGACAGUCAUUUCCAGAGGACUACAAACUCCUUGCAGCUGGGAAACCUGUCUCACCUGGGAGUCGAUUACUCACCUUGGCUCCGGAGUUAGAUAGAUCCACGGAUCUCAUACGAGUAGGAGGUCGGUUACGACGUUUGGAAGGUCAAGAUGACUUGACAUUGCACCCUGUAGUUCUGGAUGCCUCACACCCAGUUACACGCUUACUUAUCCAAAGGUUUGAUAGCGACCUGCUCCAUCCUGGUCCGGAGCGGGUCUUUGCAGAGAUGCGGCGAUCGUUCUGGAUAAUCCAUGGAAGGGAGGCGAUUCGCAGACAUCAGCGUUCUUGUGCCGAAUGUCAGCGCUGGAGAGCUCAGCCUUCCAUUCCCCGAAUGGCGGACCUUCCCAUUGCUCGUCUCCGAUUACACAAACCCGCCUUCCAUUCCACUGGCGUGGAUUGUUUUGGACCCAUGUUUGUCAAGAUGGGCAGACGCCAGGAGAAACGCUGGGGAAUAAUAUUUAAGUGUUUAACAUCCAGGGCGGUACACUUGGAUCUCCUCAGAAAUAUGGAUGCGGAUGCUUACUUGAUGGCCCUAAGACGGUUCAUCGCCAGAAGGGGGACACCUGUAGAGUUGUGGUCAGACCAGGGGACCAACUUCAGAGGAGGAGAACGGGAACUUAGAGAGGCUUUUGCCAGUAUGGAGCCAACCUUGCGGAAACGACUCGCGUGUCAGAAGAUUAAGUUUCAGUUUAACCCCCCAGCAGCUCCACACUUUGGAGGAGUGUGGGAGAGAGAGGUACGCUCCGUCAAGUCUGCACUUUACACCUGUGUGGGGGCACAACCUGUUCAUGAAGAUGUCCUUCUCACCGUUCUCCUGGAAGUUGAGGCAAUCCUUAACUCUAAACCAUUGGGUUAUGUAUCUGCCGACAUUGCGGAUAUCGACCCUGUGACGCCAAAUAGUCUGCUUAUGGGGCGGCCUGAUGGAUCUCUACCCCAAGUGGUCUAUCCUGAGAGGGAGCUCCUGAGUCGCAGACGCUGGAGGCAUUCACAGGUUCUUGCUGACCAAUUCUGGUCCAGAUUCAUCAGAGAAUAUCUCCCUGGGCUGCAGACCAGACAGAAAUGGCACUCCGCUUCUCCUGAACUACUGGAUAAGGCUGUUGUCAUGCUGGUGGACCCACAGCUACCUCGAGCCCUGUGGCCCAUUGGACAUGUAACCAAGGUCCACCGCAGCGACGAUGGAUGCAUUAGAUCCGCUGAUGUGGACAUCAGAGGACAUGUGUACACACGACCGGUAGCUCGGUUGGUGAUGUUGCCAGCUCUCCCGUCGGGGGAGGAUGAUGCCUCGGUGAGCCCCCCUCAGCCGGACUGAUGAGCCUUUAAUGGAAGCAAAUGUGCUUGCACAUUUGGGGGCGGCUGUAUAAAAGGCUCUGACGUUUCUGGGUGCCUGCCGCUUUAAGACUCUUCUUCGGUGAUUACGGGGAGGAAGUGUGUAGUUAGUGUGGUUAUAGUGAGUUCGGGAAAGUGUUCAAGUUCAGCAGCAUAGUUCAGCCUACAUACAUGUGUUGUGUAGUUUUCUUUAUCUGUUCUGAACGAUCCAGCUUCCAAUAUUUAUGUGUUGAGUUCAUGACAAAAAACUAUAAUGACAAUGCAGGAUAUUGGAAUGUUCUGAUGAAAACUGCUGGAUCUCAAUACAGUUAAUUGAAGAAAUUACAUCUCCUCGUCUUCAUUCCUGUGUCCUGAUCGAUACACCAUCCUGUUUACUGGCUAAAACCCUUGACGAACUAGCCCUGCUAGAAUACCUCACUAACAACAUGUUUUUUUCCUUUAUA
Molecule: messenger RNA, 1864 nt
Organism: Carassius auratus (goldfish)
Lineage: Eukaryota; Metazoa; Chordata; Actinopteri; Cypriniformes; Cyprinidae
Exons: 2
Coding region: 19-1404 (461 amino acids)
Biological process (GO): DNA integration
Molecular function (GO): nucleic acid binding
Source: RefSeq, a predicted model, not a curated record